UUUUCUGGCUACUCUGCCAGUGUAUAGUUUAUUAUAUCGGCGUGUGUUUUACUGAUAGAAACUCUGUGUUCAUAAGCAAUUUCAGCAUAGAACGGUCAGACGCAUAUUGACUGCAAAAGCAGAGGCUGUAUCUUGUAGAAAACCGAUUUUUAAGAAAAAAUGGAUCGACGAUCACGUAGUCCGGACUCCAGACAUCGUCGUCGUGAUCAUCGCAGACGAAGUCGUUCUAGAUCCAGGGAUCGUAGCAGGGAUCGAAGGCGUCGCUCCCGUUCACGGAGUAGACCAAGAUAUCGUAGAAACAGUCCCGAUUUGUACAAGGACCUGAUCGAUCAAGACUAUCAGAAUGACAGAGACAGAUUUAGAGGAGAUCGCGACCGUAGGGAUCGUCAUCAUAGGCGUCAUCAAUCAACUGAUGAAGCUUAUUUGGAGGAGAUCAAUAGCAAUGACAGUUUUGAUAGUGAUCAAGUGAACAGUGAACAUUAUAGAAAUCAGGUACCAAGCAAUAAAAUAAUAAUUUUGGGAUUAGCUCAACACAUCACCGAAACGGACAUCAACAAUGACCUCAUUCACUAUGGACUUCAACCUGUAUCCAUCCGGCUGAUAAGAAAACGUAAAACAGGUGCUAGCCGCGGUUUUGCUUUUGUCGAGUUUAAUACUGAAGAGGAAGCAAGGAGCUGGAUGGAAUACAAGCAGGGUGUGUUAAUGGUGCAGGACCAGUAUCGAUCGGUGAUGCAGUACAGUGUGUCUCGUGAGCCGCUUGGUAAAGAGAAAGUGGCUACGGAUUGGUACUGUGCUAAGUGUGGAGUUUUCAACUUCAAAAGGCGAGAGAAUUGCUUUAAGUGUUACGCAUCACGCGAAGAAAGCGAGAAGGGUGGUGAAGGCAGCGAUGAAGUUAGCAAUAUUUUAACUAAAAAAAUAAUGUUACGUAACUUGGACGUCCUUACCAAUGAAGAAGGAGUGUUGACCGUCAUGCAGGAAGUGGUACCAUCAUUAGUUUCGAAAAUAUCCAAAAUUCUAAUCUGCAAGGAUCCAUUGACGUGUACAUCGCGGGGAAUUUGCUAUUUAUCAUUUGAGAAUCUAGUCGACUCGAUGUCAUUUCACAAUGCACUGAAGGCCAUUGAACCAGCAUUGAAUAUUGAGGAUCGUGAAGUUCUUGUGUCCUAUUGCGUCGACUCCGAAAAUAAACAGAUUAACAAAUCUGUGGCAAGUAAGCCAAGUCAUUCGGAUGGACCAACCGUGUCAUCGUAUUCGAAUACGCACCAGUACACUUUAGCUGAUGUACCACGAUUGGCGGAAUACAGUGCUAGCGUUUAUGCAUCGAAUUCGGCUGAACACGACCACUACUACAAAUACUACACGGACUAUUACAUUGCCCAAAUAACCAACGGACACUACAACAAUCUGCCAACAAUGGGUGAAACGGCAAAUUCCGGAGCUGCAGUAGCUAUGUCGGCCAUUCAGCGCAAACAGAAACAACAAAACAAAGUCAGCUCAUCACAGGCUCCAGUCACUCAACCAAUCCAAAUUCCCACUGGGCUUGACAAUAAGAAAUAUCCUGCACCAGACGUCUUCCAGUAUCAAUAUGAUGAAAGCAGCGGAUUCUAUUAUGAUUCGUCCACUGGCCUGUACUACGACUCCAGUUCGCAAUAUUAUUACAAUGGUGAAAGCGGUGCUUACCUGUAUUGGAAUGCUGAAAAGAGUACCUACACGAUCGCUGCAACAACGCCAAGUACACCAGCUGAAGCCACAAAGUCUACGAGUGGUCAAUCAAAGAACAGCGACCAGAAUACCUCGAACCAAACGACAGGCGUUCCAACAGCCGUAUCGGAUCUGAUGAAUGACAGCACCACCAAAGCGUCGGAGGAUAGGAAGAAGGAUCCGAAACAGGACAAAGUUAAAGUGGCGAAAAAAAUCGUAAAGGACAUGGAAAAGUGGGCAAAACAAUUGAAUCAAAAGAAAGAUUUGAAUGUAGUGCAGGCCGCACCAGCUCCCGUACGUCAAGAAGAAGAACCAAUCAAAGUCAACCGUACCGGUAAUGGUGGAUAUGCCGAUGUUGGAUUUUCCAUACUGGAAAAUAAGGAACGAUCGAAAAUAUCCAUGGACAUGGGCUCACGUGGAGGUGCUGCAUCGAUUGGUACUCCUCCGCCACCGCAAAUCGCAAAACUAGUUUCCACCUACGGCUCCGAUUCGGACAAUGAGCAAAACGAGAAGCCGGCGGAUGUAAUGAGCGAAAAAGAUUACAUCGAUUUCGCCAAACUAACGUGUCUGCUAUGCAAACGGGCCUUUUCUGACGCCGAAAUCCUCAACAAACAUUUGAAAAUGUCCAAUUUGCACAAGGAGAAUUUACAAAAGUACAAUUUAUUGCAUGGAAAGCUGGACGACAUCAAUGCGUCCGGUUUAUCAUACCGGGAUAGAGCGAAAGAAAGACGACUGAAGUAUGGCGAAAGUGAUCCACCACCCGUGAAUCGAAGCCGGGAACGUUUCGAAAAGGAAUUGGAGAAACAGAAAAGUGCCAUACAGGUGCAGGCUAGCGGAAAUUUAGCAUCGCAGCCGAUCAGUUCGAAUAAUGUUGGCAAUCGAUUACUGCAGAAAAUGGGCUGGUCAGAGGGCCAAGGACUGGGCCGUACGAAUCAGGGUCGCACCAAUAUUAUCGAGGCUGAAAGUCGAGCCCCGACUGCUGGAUUGGGAACGAAAACAACAAACUUUGGUCCUGGUGAUGAUUACAAGUCCUACAUAAAGCGGAUGAUGAAAAGCAGAUACGAACAACAAUAAGAACCUGUUGUUCGAUGUGGCUAUCUAAGGAGAUGUCAUUGGCCUUUCGAAAAUUGAGAAUGCCAUGCAUUUAAAAGAAAAACCGAAAUGAAAUUCUUAGAGAUUGUAAAGACGUAAAUAAAAUCAUUUUUUAAGAAAAAAACAAA
Molecule: messenger RNA, 2918 nt
Organism: Bradysia coprophila
Lineage: Eukaryota; Metazoa; Arthropoda; Insecta; Diptera; Sciaridae
Product: RNA-binding protein 5
Biological process (GO): mRNA splicing, via spliceosome
Cellular component (GO): nucleus
Molecular function (GO): RNA binding
Source: RefSeq, a predicted model, not a curated record